UGCAACGGCCUCAGUUGCCACAGCUGCCUCCGCACGUUCUUCCUACUCGCAACCCAGAACGAAAAAUGCAUGCCGCCUCGAUGCUGCGGGAUGGCUAUUCCUCUCGCCAUCGGUCGACAAGUGCUUACAGGCACCGAGGUAGAGAUAUUCAAAGAGAAGCAUGAGGAAUGGAAUACUGCGGAGCGGUGCUAUUGUCCUGUUCCUAAAUGCUCGGCUUUCUUGGCCCCGCGGCUGUUUCCGGGGCUGCGUGCGUCUGUGUCAUCGAUGCAAGAGGACGAGGAGUCUGUUAUCAGCUGUCCGGAGUGUGAUGUUGCUAUCUGCACUACUUGUAUUCAAGUUGCUCAUGAAGAGCAGGUAUGUGCUAGGGACGAUAAUAUCACACCAGAGUUAGACCGGGCUUUGAAGGAGGUCGGUGCAAAGCGGUGCCCCAAGUGUCGCACGGCGGUGGAAAGGGACGACGACGACGACGACGCAUGCAACAGUAUGUGCUGCCGCUGUGGCGCGAAAUGGUGCUGGCAUUGUCUCCGGGACGUCGAAACAUGCGAAGGA
Molecule: messenger RNA, 549 nt
Organism: Aspergillus glaucus CBS 516.65
Lineage: Eukaryota; Fungi; Ascomycota; Eurotiomycetes; Eurotiales; Aspergillaceae
Exons: 1
Biological process (GO): protein polyubiquitination; ubiquitin-dependent protein catabolic process; positive regulation of proteasomal ubiquitin-dependent protein catabolic process
Cellular component (GO): cytoplasm; ubiquitin ligase complex
Molecular function (GO): ubiquitin protein ligase activity; ubiquitin conjugating enzyme binding; zinc ion binding
Source: RefSeq, a predicted model, not a curated record